CGCAGACUGAACGGCGCACCCUAACCUACUAUGUAGCACAAUUAACCCUACACUUUUUGAGUAGGGUUACUGUUCCUACGCGUGACUGCUUUUAUUCUGGCCGCCGCCGAGGGACUGCGACAGAACCUGAGCGAGCGAGGCGCCAGGCGGACCGUGGCCAUAUCGAAAACUGUCGUCGACUCCCUCAUCCCGAACCAACUUCCAGCAACCCCGUUCACUUUUUCAGCACCACCACACCCGGGAACGAAAAACAAAUAGUCAGCAAUGGGUAUCGAUUUGUUGAAGAAGCAGCACGUCAAGAGCAGCCAUCGCGCUGCUCCCAAGUCCGACAACGCCUACUUGAAGUUGUUGGUCAAGCUCUACCGAUUCUUGGCUCGCCGAACUGAUGCCAAGUUCAACAAGAUCAUCCUCCGCAGAUUGUUUUUGAGCAAGGUCAACAGACCCCCCGUGUCUGUCAACCGCAUCCAGAAGGCCGUCAAGGUCGAGGGCAACGCUGAGAAGAUCAUCGUCGUUGUCGGUACCAUCACCGACGACGUCCGUAUCCUCAACGACUUCCCCAAGGUCACCGUCGCUGCCCUCCGCGUCACCUCGAGCGCCCGCGAGAGAAUCCUCAAGGCCGGCGGUGAGAUCAUCACCCUCGACCAGCUCGCUCUCCGCUCGCCCACCGGCAAGAACACCCUCCUCCUCCGUGGACCCAAGAACUCGAGAAAGGCGGUCAAGAGCUUCGGCUUCGGCCCCCACAAGCACAAGGUCCCCAAGGUUCUGUCAACCGGACGCAAGUUCGAGCAGGCCCGUGGUCGUCGUCGCUCGCGCGGUUUCAAGGUUUAAAUUAUUCUGCAUUAUAUAUAUUUAUUGUUUGGGUUUUUUUAAUUUUGCGUGCGUGUGUGUGGAAUGUGUGUACGUAAGGGUCGGUGCGAAGCAGGAGUAGGAAGAGGAAUAUAUAUAUCUCUCUACCUUUGAUGGCUUUGUAUCUAUGUACAACAAACAAAAAUGGAUCUUAAAAAUGGACUAAGUUUAUUCAUAUGAACGCAUGUAAUGGGAACCAAGUACAAGUAUAUAUAUGUUUUAAAAAAGUAUUGUACGAUUUAUCUGCUCGUAGACCUUGCUAUAUGUAUAAGUAUACUCGUC
Myxozyma melibiosi is the source of this 1128-nucleotide messenger RNA. Its product is annotated as ribosomal protein L18e. Gene Ontology annotation, biological process: translation. Gene Ontology annotation, cellular component: ribosome; cytosolic large ribosomal subunit. Lineage: Eukaryota; Fungi; Ascomycota; Lipomycetes; Lipomycetales; Lipomycetaceae. Gene Ontology annotation, molecular function: RNA binding; structural constituent of ribosome. The record is from RefSeq and is a predicted model, not a curated record. The coding region runs from base 265 to 828 and encodes 187 amino acids. The transcript has 2 exons.